This is a messenger RNA of Dentiscutata erythropus, 298 nucleotides long. The record is from the annotation of a GenBank genome assembly. NCBI's taxonomy places the organism in Eukaryota, Fungi, Glomeromycota, Glomeromycetes, Diversisporales, Gigasporaceae.
UCCAAUUUCAACUUCACAUCUUACUGUUGUUAAUUUACCUCAUAAUACAACACAACAAAAACAAAAUAAUCAAAAUAAUCAACAAUCACCGAAAGUUCAGAAAUCACAAAAUCAUGGACAAACAAAACAUCAAUCGCAGCAAAAUUCGAAACAAGAAAAAGGACACAGUCGUCAAAAUUCAUAUAAUAAAAAUUUCAAACAAACCAAUAAAAACAGGAAAAAGACUCAAAAGAAUAAUAAUUCUGAUAAUCGUAAUCAGAAUAAGUCAGUAGAUAUAACUAAAGACAUUAGUGAACAA